Rotaria sordida is the source of this 1497-nucleotide messenger RNA. NCBI's taxonomy places the organism in Eukaryota, Metazoa, Rotifera, Eurotatoria, Philodinida, Philodinidae. The record is from the annotation of a GenBank genome assembly.
AUGUUUUUACUUGGUAAUUUACCUGAUUUUGUUCGUACAAAACGUAUAUCAAUAUGUAUUCAAAAUUGGACAAAUCAAUUUGGUCAUAUUUAUGGUUAUUUUGAAGGUCAUACACCAAUACUUGUAGUAUCGAAUCCCGAUAUUUUACAUGAAAUAUUUAUAAAAUAUUUUUCAAAAUUUCAUUCACGACGUCAAUUUCCAUUAGAAGAUCGUCGUACAACAAAAGGUGUUCAUUUAUUUAGUGCUACCGGUGAUCAAUGGCGACGACAACGUGCUAUUAUUAAUCCAACAUUUUCAACACUUAAAAUGAAACGAAUGUUUCCAAUAAUCGAUGAUUGUAUAACAACAUUUUUAAUUAAAUUAGAAGAAUGUAUGAAAACAUCAUCUGAAGGUUUUGAUAUUUAUAAAUUAUAUAAACGUCUUACAAUGGAUCUUAUUUGGAGAUGUUGUUUUGGUAUUAAAACUGAUAUGCAAAAUGAUCCAAAUAAUCCAUAUUUAAAACGAUCUCAAGAAGUGUUUGCUAGAGAAAAUUGCGCAUAUUUAGCAACAUUAUUAGGUAUAUUAAUACCAGAAUUACAACCAAUUUGGUUAACAAGUCAUUGUUGGAUAAAUUAUAUUAGGGCUAGAUUACGCCGUCUAUUGCCAAUGGGUGAAAAAUUAAUUGAAGAUGAUCCAAAUGAAUGGCUUAAAGAUAAUGUUGGUUAUUUUAUUAAGAAAGCACAAAUUCAUCAAAAUAAUAAUAAUAAUAAUAAUAAUAAUGAUUAUAAUACUAACAUAACUAAGUCAGCAGAUUUAAUUCAUAUAAUGCUUGACGCAACAGAAAAAAGUUCCAUCGAUAAUAAGCAGCAUGAUCAUACUGAACGAAUUUUAUCAUUAAAUGAACUAAAACAAAAUAUUUAUUUAUUUAUGGUAGCUGGUUAUGAAACUACAAGUACAGCUCUUGCGUAUGUUACUCAUAUAUUAGCUACACAUUUGGAUGAACAAAAAAAAUUACAAAAUUAUAUUGAUUCUUUUUUAAAUGUUGAUAGUAUUCUUGAUUAUGAUAUUAUUAAUAAAAUGGAAUAUCUUGAUUGGUUUAUUCGAGAAACUUUACGUAUGUAUCCAAUAACACCAAUUAUUAUUAAUCGAGAAUGUUCAGAACAAAUUGAUUUACCUGGUUUAGGUCGUAUUUUACCAGGUACUAAGAUUACACUUGAUAUGUAUAGUUUACAUUAUAAUAAUGAUUUAUGGGGACCAGUGGAUACGAAAAAAUUUUAUCCAGAAAGAUUUGCAACUAAACGGCAUCCAAUGGCAUGGGUAGCAUUUGGUGUUGGUCCUCGUAAUUGUGUAGGCAUGCGAUUUGCUCUUGCUGAAAUAAAAAUUGUAAUAAUACGUCUUUUACAAAACUAUACAGUAUUACCAGCAUCAAUGGAUGAUAAUAAUUUAGAUCUAGUUGAACUAGUAACAAUCUCACCAAAACAAGUAUCAAUUCGGUUGGAACAACGAACAGAUAAAUAA